GCCUUUUAUUUUGAAAGUCCUGGCCUGGCUAGAGCAUCUAGUUGAGGCUGACUUUAUGUUUGAUGGCGAAAACGCUGGGCAGGUUUUGCUGCAUGCUGCUCGUUUUCCUUUCCAUUUUGUUUGUAACACCUUCCCUGCCUGCCUCCUGCCCAUCUCUGGGGAACAGGAUGCUCCGUUUGCAAGUGUUCCUCCUUCACCUUUGAUGCUCGGAGGCAAACGAGCAUCUGGACGGACGGAACUGAUGGUGCUGGUCCCAGGGCCCAAUUUACUGACUGAUCAUACACAGAAAGAACGGACGGACGGACGGACGGACGGCAAAUCAGGCAGGCCAAGAGGCUUUUCUCAAGAGACAACGUCACUCUGGGUCAAAACAUGAAGAUUUGGAGCACAGAGCAUGCUUUCAGUUACCCGUGGGAGACGGUGAUCAAGGCCGCCAUGAGGAAGUACCCUAACCCCAUGAAUCCGCACGUGGUGGGCGUGGACGUGCUGGAGCGCCGGCUGGAUGCGGAAGGACGCCUGCACAGCCACCGACUCCUCAGCACAGAGUGGGGCCUGCCGGCCAUCGUACGAGCGAUCCUGGGAACCAACCGCUUGCAAACCUACGUCAAAGAGCACUCCGUCGUGGACCCCGAGGAGAAGAAGAUGGAGCUGUGCUCGACAAAUAUUACGCUUACCAAUCUGAUCUCGGUGGAUGAGAGGCUGCUUUACGCACCUCACCCAGACAACCCUGAGGUCACCAUUCUGACGCAGGAGGCCGUCAUUACAGUGAAGGGAGUGAGCUUGAGUAGCUACCUGGAGGCUAUGAUGGCAAGGAGGAUGUCUGCUAAUGCCAGGAAGGGUUGGGAUGCAAUUGAGUGGAUUAUUCAGAACUCUGAAAGGGAAAAUAUUACUCUUUGACAUUUACUACCUCUGGAUAUCUUGAGCGAGUGCUUUGGAUGAAUGCAUGAAGAGAGGAAGGAAGGAAGGAAGGAAGGAAGGAAGGAAGGAAGGAAGGAAGGAAGGAAGGAAGGAAGGAAGGAAAGAAGGAAAGCGAGUCUUUGUGGACUGGGCACACUGCACAGAGCCUCGCUUACCAUACCAGUGGAGUGAGUACUGUACAUUUACAAAUAUGCUGGAAUGAGCAACCUCUGCUCCAAUAGAGGACUGACUGUGUGCACAACACAAUAAAAGACCACAAAAGGCACUCGUGGUAUUUAUUUU
Messenger RNA from Syngnathus typhle (broad-nosed pipefish), 1200 nucleotides. It is a transcript of the gene prelid3a, whose product is annotated as PRELI domain containing 3A. Gene Ontology annotation, molecular function: phosphatidic acid transfer activity. The record is from RefSeq and is a predicted model, not a curated record. Gene Ontology annotation, cellular component: mitochondrial intermembrane space. NCBI's taxonomy places the organism in Eukaryota, Metazoa, Chordata, Actinopteri, Syngnathiformes, Syngnathidae. Gene Ontology annotation, biological process: phospholipid transport. Bases 373 to 897 code for a protein of 174 amino acids. The transcript has 7 exons.